UAUAGUCGCCCAAAAAAUAAAGAAGGCGGGCGUCUAAUUAGUUUUAAGUUAAAUUAAUAAUAGUUAAAUAAGUUAUCGUGUAUUAUUAAUUUAUAUUAACAAAUUAAAAUGGAGGAAUUGUGGAAAGACAGUAAUAUAUUUUAUAAUAUCUUGUGUUUUUUGAUAACGGAAAAUGAAAAAUUGUUUGAUAGAAGUGACGCAGUUUUGUACUGGCGUACAGUGUUUCAUUUUUUUGGUAUUUUACAUCACGUGUACAUUGGGCUAUUCGCUAAGGGGUUGAAUAUUGAGAAUAAUCCCAACCCGGAUAUAAGAAUGUUGUAUACAUUCGGCCCUGGUUAUUUAACCGGAUGGAAUUUUACCUUCCAAACAGUGUUCCUCGGGUUGUCUCUGAUCCACGAUGUGCUGGAGUGGCUUGACAAGCAGAAGAGCAACCUUGGCAGCAAGAUCAAGUAUUGGAGGGAUGUGAUAUUCUGCGGCAUGGUGUUACCUUUUACAUUGUUCGUAGCAGGCAUGUUCUGGACGGUGUACGCUAUCGACCGCGAGCUGGUCUUCCCGAAGAUCUACGACGAAGUAGUGCCGUGGUGGUUCAACCAUUGUGUGCACACCAACAUCACGGUGGUUCUGUUGGUCGAGACUUUACUCCAGGCUCGAAGGCACCCAACCAAUAUGAAGCUGGAGUUAAUUCUGUACUGGAUUGUCGCGUUUUCUUAUGCCAUCGUGUACUACACCAUCUACUUCGUGACUGAUCGCUGGUUGUACCAGGUCUUCGGCGUCAUGAACUGGUGGCAAGUCUGUCUGUACCAGGUCUUCAUUUGGCUAAUAUCCUACGGCUUCUACAGAAUACAGUUCCCAAUCAAUAGAUUGUUCCACGGGGCGGACGUGGAGCCAACCGAAAAUGAUGCAGAGAAACAAAAUAACGAUUUUGUUGAUGCUGGUAAAACUUACGAAACCGAUAGUUUUAGCACUGAGGAAAACGGUAAAGGCGUAGACUUGAAUACGUCGCUCCCAGGUGAAUCGUGGAGUUUGAAGUUCAGAAGUUUAAAGAAUAACAUAGAAAAUUCCCGAUUGUGAUCUUUAAUAGUAAUUAAAAAGCUUGAAUGGUUAGCAUUAGGUAGGAACCAACUUGUGAUCAAGGUGUGGUGAUAUAUAAUUAUCAUAGGACAAUGGGUGAUUACGAUGUUUUUAAAUUUUAAAACCCAGUGGCACAACUGUCAAGGGCCCGUCUCAAAAAUUUAAUUGGGGCCCUAAUUAAAUUAAAUUAAAUACUUUAAAAGAAUAGUUAUUAGGUAUGGUGUUUUACUGUAACAAGCUCAUUACGGAUUAAGGAAAACAGUGGUGUCAACAACUGUGGCUCAGAGAGCAGGCCUAUACUCAGUAGUGGAACUAACGGCUAAGAAGCCGAUGAUGAUUACGAAGAAAUACUUUAACGGAACAAAAAUACUUUAAAAUUCUUUAAUUAACUAGGAUAUUAUAUAACCUUUUCAAAGGCCGUACUUGUCCCGUCUAGCUGUAUGGUAGUUACGCCACUGGUAAAACCGUAUACCGGUAACUCUUCCGUGGAGGCUCUCAAACUUAGCUCGCAUUAUUUUUGUUUCUGGAGAGUGUUGAGUGGAGAUAAAUGCCCCCAUACAUAUCGAGACAUGCUAAGAUCCAUCGUUUCAAAUGGUUUGCAGUACAUCCUAUUAUUACCGUUAACUAUUUACUUAAUCGAAGGUAACAAAAUUAUAGAAGAUCUCAAUCAUGGAUAUGUACCAACUCAUCUUGACUCUCGUAAGAAUAAAUCGACAGCUCUUUGAUUUUGUGACCAAUUGAUUCGUAUGCAUCUAAGAAACACUGGAUCUUCAAGUUUCACCUCAGCUCCGAUUGAUCGAGGCAGCGGAUCGUCCCGUGUAGAGGGGCCCUAAAUAUUUGCUCACAAUAUUCUUAUGAUAUAUAGUAAAUGGAAGGAUGCAAGCUCUAAAAGAUUUUCAACCAUUUAAACCCUUUUAAUAGUUUACUAUUUGUGCAAUAAAAAUAUUAAGAUUUGGUAGCUUUAUUCUAUCUAAAGUAAAGACAAAGUUGAAAUGUUCUUUCUUCAAAUAGAAUUAUGAUAAUUUAUGCAAGGUGAUGAGUUUUAUGUCAUUGUACAGUUAUUAAUAGUACUAUCAUAACAAUAAGUAUAUAAUAUUAUGGAAUGUAGCCUUUGUGCAAGCCCUUAGCGCCGCGCGCCCGCUCUUUUUCACCUCCCAACCCGCCACACCCCGCGGUCGCCUAAUGGAUGUUGCCGCUGUCACAUUAUAUGGGUUAAAAGAAAAAUAAUGCUAAGGGCCGUGGGGGUAAGAAGUGAGAUUUUAAUAGGAUUAUCCUGGGUCUAGGUCGACUAUGACAAUGUGCUGAUAACUAUAUAAUUGAUAACAACGAAAUAAAUAGUAUAUAUGGUGGCAAACGCAUACGCGAAUGAACGGAUAAUGUGAUGCUGUUCAUUAAAAUUAUAAUAUUGUCCUUCAGUGAAUUAUGUUAUAGAUUUAAUAUAAUUGUUAUACCCAUAUCAGAAUAACUGGCCCGUUAUUUUCUGGCUCUGCAUCGUAAAUUAUCACCAGAUGAGAUUAGGUACAGUCAAGGGUUAACUCCUAGUGGCAAGAAAGAGGCCUAGACCACCUCCUGGCUUGAAAGAUGGAUCCAGCAUUAACUUCAGAUUUGGUUAAUUGUUGUCUUUCGAUAUGCUUUGAUAUAAUAUGUCCAUUUGAGCGGCGGGACCGGAAAUAAUUAGUUUGAUCGUCGGUAGCAGGGGUUGGGGGUGGAUCGAAAUAUUCGAUUGAUUUAUUCCCAUGUCCCCAAGAAGAAAAUAAUAUGAUCAUGAUUAAUAAGAUAUGUCAGUUUUUUUUAAGAAGACACAGAUUUUCAGUACCUAUAUGUAUUAUUUGCCCGAUCCGAUCUUCGUAUCGUUCGAUAUACCGUAUCAAGCGUCGUGUAUCGCAUCAUAUAAUAGUCGCGUUUUAAAUUGUCCAGUUCUGUGUCAGCUUUCCUUUGAUUUUCGAACAAAAACGGACUCGACGUGGAACGCCCCGUAUCGUAUCAGAACGGCGUGUCGAGAUCGCGAUGAAUACAGUGAUACGAAUACAGUGAUCGAGAGAAUAAUUUUCCUUAUAUUUUAUUUAGUUAUGUCAUUUGGUACUAUUAUUUACUGGUCAAUAUUUUUUAGCAAAUAAGUUAUUGUAUUCUAAUAAUAUUUUGUACAUUUAUAUAAGCAAUAAAAAUAUAUAAUAAUAAUAAGUAAUAAGUGAAUUAAUAUAA
Molecule: messenger RNA, 3273 nt
Organism: Pararge aegeria (speckled wood butterfly)
Lineage: Eukaryota; Metazoa; Arthropoda; Insecta; Lepidoptera; Nymphalidae
Product: androgen-dependent TFPI-regulating protein-like
Exons: 4
Coding region: 109-1071 (320 amino acids)
Cellular component (GO): endomembrane system; membrane
Source: RefSeq, a predicted model, not a curated record